Daucus carota subsp. sativus is the source of this 1712-nucleotide messenger RNA. RefSeq names its product protein EARLY-RESPONSIVE TO DEHYDRATION 7, chloroplastic. NCBI's taxonomy places the organism in Eukaryota, Viridiplantae, Streptophyta, Magnoliopsida, Apiales, Apiaceae. The transcript is spliced from 4 exons. Bases 129 to 1439 code for a protein of 436 amino acids. Gene Ontology annotation, cellular component: plasma membrane. The record is from RefSeq and is a predicted model, not a curated record.
GUAGUCGCGCGGGAACGUCCCAAGACAACGAUACUAUAUUACUUAACGCGGCCUCCACACGGUGAGUCAGAUUCCCUUUUCAUUUCACCCAUAAUUUAACUUCCGUAUCUUCGUCGUCAUCAUAAUCAAUGGCUUCUCAAAACCCUAAUUACAAUCCCUCUUCACGCACCCCAAUGUACCCCCAAAUCGACCCCAACCCUAACCCUAACUCCAAAACAUCCCCCUCCUCAUCGUCUUCGUUGUAUCCUUCUCUUGAUAUGAAAGAUCUCGUCGAGAAUCUCUUUCCCGACGAUCUCAAUUCGCCCUCGGCCCCACCGGUUUCUCAUGAGGACACUCUCAUCUCCAUUCCCGGCGCCAUUCUCCACUUGAUCGACCAGCAAUACAGCGUCGAACUGGCUUCGGGAUAUUUUUCGAUUGUCAAGCUUACUCAGGGAGAGCAUGUUGUCGCGGUGAUUGCGAGAGUGAGUGAUGAGAUUCAGUGGCCUUUGAUUAAAGAUGAGGCGGCGGUUAAGCUUGAUGAGGCUCAUUACUUUUUUUCGUUCCGGCCUCCGAGUGAGAAUGAGGGGGAGGGGCCGAGUGAUUUGUUGAAUUAUGGGUUGACGUUUGCGGCGAGAGGGCAGGAGGGGUUGUUGAGGGAGUUGGAUGGGGUUUUGGAGAGGUAUAGUAGCUUUUCGGUGCAGAAGGUGGAGAAGAGGGAGGUUUUGGAUGGUAAAGUGGCCAAAGAGAUGGCGCCUUCGGAUUUCAAGUCGGAGAAGAAGAAGAAGGUUAUGGAGAAGAAUUGUCAGGCGUAUUGGACUACACUGGCGCCCAAUGUGGAGGAUUAUAGUAGUAGUGCGGCCAAGUUGAUUGCUGCGGGGUCGGGGCAUUUGAUUAAGGGGAUUUUGUGGUGUGGUGAUGUUACUGUCGACAGGUUGAAGUGGGGGAAUGAGGUUUUGAGUAAGAGGAUGGGUCCUGGUACUGAGGCGGAGAUUAGUCCUGAAACUUUGAAGAGAAUUAAAAGGGUGAAAAGGGUGACAAAAAUGACCGAAAAAGUAGCACUUGGAGUCCUCUCUGGGACUGUCAAGGUUUCUGGAUUCUUCACAAGUUCCGUUGCAAACUCUAAAUUGGGGAAGAAGUUAUUUGGUCUCUUGCCGGGACAAAUUGUUCUUGCUUCAUUAGAUGGAUUUAACAAGGUCUGCGAUGCGGUUGAAGUAGCUGGGAAGAAUGUAAUGUCAACUUCAUCAACCGUUACCACUGGACUUGUGUCCCAAAAGUACGGGGAAGAAGCAAGAAAGGCAACUAAUGAGGGGCUUGAUGCUGCAGGACAUGCAAUCGGAACUGCAUGGGCUGUCUUCAAAGUUAGAAAGGCACUCAAUCCAAAAAGUGUCAUAAAACCUUCUGCCCUGGCCAAGUCUGCUGCUAAAACUGCCGCAGAAAUGAAGGCCAAGAGUUCCAAGUGACAGAUAAUGUGCAUAGGACAAUUAGAAGAACAAUUUCUAAGUAUUCAUGUUGAUAUAUUUUGUCACUCUCCCGUAUCAUUUAAGAAAAAUGGGUUGUGUAUGCUUUUGCCCAAGGAUGAAGUGGCUGCAGAAUAUACCCCUCCAUGAUAGUGAUAUACUUAUCAGAUGUACUGUAGGUGACUGGAUAUUGAUUACACAUUAUAAACCUGUUCCAGAGACAGCUGUUUACAUUAUAUCAUUUGUAAUUAAUCACCCACAGUCUGUGUUUUUAGA